AAAUACGAAGUAUACUUGUCUCGUUUUCCACACAAAACACGAGAAACCAAACACGACUCUCUAUUUCUUGUUUCAGUCAUGGCUAUCUCUAAGGCUUUGAUUGCCUCACUUUUCGUAUCUCUUCUCCUUAUCCAACUUGUUUAUGCUGAUCAACUGGUGACAAGUGCCAGUAAGGGAACCACCGCCCCAAUGAAAAUCGACUGCGGUGGGGCUUGUGCGGCGAGGUGCCGGUUAUCGUCGAGGCCGCACCUAUGCAAGAGGGCGUGCGGGACAUGUUGCUCCCGCUGCAACUGUGUUCCUCCGGGUACUGCCGGUAACCAAGAAAUGUGCCCUUGCUAUGCUAGCUUGACCACCCACGGUGGCAGACGCAAGUGCCCUUAGAGUUUUUAAUCAACUUGGAUUGGAACGAAUCUUCUUCUAAGAGCUCUGUGGUGAAGUAAACGAAUUGCAUGGUGUAAGAAUAAAUAAAAUAAUGUGUCGUACGUAAAGCAGAACUCAUUUCUUUUCCCUUUUCUUUUCGGCAACAUUAUAUGUUUAAUUACUUGUUAUUUUUAUAGUUUGAAUAUAUUAUAUUUUAAUUAAUAAUAAUGAAGUUUGUAAUUCUAUUUGCU
Messenger RNA from Hibiscus syriacus, 611 nucleotides. RefSeq names its product snakin-2-like. Lineage: Eukaryota; Viridiplantae; Streptophyta; Magnoliopsida; Malvales; Malvaceae. The record is from RefSeq and is a predicted model, not a curated record. Bases 79 to 381 code for a protein of 100 amino acids. The transcript is spliced from 3 exons.